Messenger RNA from Alternaria ethzedia, 276 nucleotides. RefSeq lists its product as uncharacterized. Lineage: Eukaryota; Fungi; Ascomycota; Dothideomycetes; Pleosporales; Pleosporaceae. The transcript is spliced from 5 exons. The record is from RefSeq and is a predicted model, not a curated record. Bases 1 to 276 code for a protein of 91 amino acids. Gene Ontology annotation, molecular function: nucleic acid binding.
AUGACGACGUCCCUCCGCACUCCUGACCAGCACAAGCCCACCGGAACUGGGUUUGCCAUCUUCUCGUCCCAUGAAGAGGCUGCGGAAUCGCUCUGCAUGAACGGACGGCUCAUCAACGCCACACGCUUCGCUAUGAGGUGGAGUCGGAAGAACUACUUCGACUUCACCUCCAAGACAUCAUUUCGGGCGUCGCUCAAGGACAAGCAUGCCCGCAUUGUGGACCUCAGCAAGAACGGUGAUGUCUUCGGGAUGCGGUGCAUGUGGUCCCGCGCCUGA